This is a messenger RNA of Lottia gigantea (owl limpet), 901 nucleotides long. RefSeq lists its product as hypothetical. The record is from RefSeq and is a predicted model, not a curated record. NCBI's taxonomy places the organism in Eukaryota, Metazoa, Mollusca, Gastropoda, Lottiidae. Gene Ontology annotation, biological process: Notch receptor processing. Bases 82 to 387 code for a protein of 101 amino acids. Gene Ontology annotation, cellular component: gamma-secretase complex. The transcript is spliced from 4 exons.
CGUCAUCGCAGGUGCCCGACAGGAAGUAAAUAAAAUUUAUGAAUUUUGGGUCAAUAUAUUGGUGACCAAAUUUAAAACAGAAUGGAUUUGAGAAGAGUUCAGAAUGAAGAUAAAUUACAACUGUGUAGAAAAUAUUAUAUUGGAGGAUUUGCCCUGCUGCCAUUUCUGUGGUGUAUAAACUCAAUAUGGUUUUUUAACGAGGCUUUCCGUAAACCUCAUUAUGAAGAACAACGACAGAUUAAAACUUAUGUAAUAAGGUCUAUGAUAGGAACAGUGAUAUGGAUAGCCAUUAUUAUUGCUUGGGUCACCAUCUUUCAAAUGAACAGAAGUUCCUGGGGUGCCACUGCCGAUUACAUGUCCUUCAUCAUACCCAAAGGUGAGGUGUGAAGACUAUGUCAUAUCCAUGUCAGGAGGGGAGAGGAUAUUCCAGAAUUACACAGACCAUAUUCAUUUACUAGCGCACUCAAAUGGUUUCAAACACAACUUAAAAUAUUUCAUAUUGUCUAGUCUUCAGGUUACAUUACCCAAAUCAAACUGAUAAAAGGAGUUGUAAAGAGGAUUUUUUAAAUUGUUAAAGUAUAUCAGAGACACUGAUAGCAUUUACUUUCAUCAUUCCAAUUUUUAAUCAGAUGAAUGUGUUUCCUGUUAUUCCACUCCAAUGGGCCAUAUAUAAUAUUAACAGCUUUUGCGAAAUUGAAAGGGUCACAGACUGAUUGGAAAGGUGGUGAGCCUCUUUACAAUCCCUUAACAUACGGCUAUAAAUAUUUCCUAUUGUUUUCUUUUUGCCAAUUUUCUUCAAUAAAUUUCAUGUUAUCUGACUUGAAUAACAAUAUUAUUCCAAUUGUAUAUUUGUUUGUAAAUUUAUUUUUGUAAAUACAAUAAAAUAUUUUGUAUAUAAUGU